Rhinolophus ferrumequinum (greater horseshoe bat) is the source of this 3602-nucleotide messenger RNA. RefSeq names its product zinc finger protein 772 (gene ZNF772). Gene Ontology annotation, molecular function: DNA-binding transcription factor activity, RNA polymerase II-specific; RNA polymerase II cis-regulatory region sequence-specific DNA binding. Gene Ontology annotation, biological process: regulation of cytokine production; regulation of immune system process; negative regulation of transcription by RNA polymerase II. The coding region runs from base 879 to 2816 and encodes 645 amino acids. The record is from RefSeq and is a predicted model, not a curated record. Lineage: Eukaryota; Metazoa; Chordata; Mammalia; Chiroptera; Rhinolophidae. The transcript is spliced from 5 exons.
CCUUCUUGGGCGGACAUUUUGUUUGCUUUGUGGAUUAAUCCACCACAUCGGUCUCCCGGACGCAGUGUCAUACCAGAGUUGACACAAGAGGGGAGCGCGAGAAGAGGCUGUUCUCCCCUGAACAAAGGCGGGCCUGAGGAUCUGCUGUGGUGCCACUUGGGUGACCCGGCCGCCGUAUCUCGGCUCCUCGCACUGUUCUCCCGCCAAUUAUCCUCUCUCCUCCCUUCCCCUCACCCCCCACUCCCGCCUUCCCUAGUUCACAGGUUCGGGUGGCGGAGGCCGCACUGAUGGACGCGGCGCAGGCUCCCAUGAACUCAGAAGUAAUCAUGGACUCUGUACAGGUGAAGGGAAGGUGUCCGUGCUCGCAAAUAUCCCAUCCCAACCCCACCCACAUGGUCUCCACGAUUGUGGUGUCAUAGAAUACUUUACUUGUAUUGUCUCAGCUCUUGAGUCUAAAGACCCUGGAGAAACCUCAAACCCAGGGUUCUGAGUCCCAGCCAGGGGUUAUAUGGAAGGGUUCCCCCUUCUGGUAACCAUUGGAAUAAGGUGUGGAAGGUUGUUCCAGGCACAGGAACCGACAUGUGCAGAUACUUGGAGUUGAGACUGAGAUGUGAGUUUUCACAAAACUGCAGGUCUCUACCAUGUCUGGUAGGAAUUGAGCAGAAGUCAGGCCUGAAAUGCCCAACUGAUGAGGCUCCCGCUGGAUGCCAAGUGGAGAACAGACUGUGGUGAGGAUUGAGGGAGUUACAGUGGAGACCAGGGAGGAGGUUGCUUUCAUAUUCUAGGGGCAGGUGACCUUUGAGGACGUGGCCGUGUACUUCUCCCAGGAGGAAUGGAGGCUCCUUGAGGAUACCCAGAGGCUCCUGUACCGUGAUGUGAUGCUGGAGAACUUUGCACUUACAGCCUCACUGGGAUAUGCAUCUUCCAUGUCCCAUGGGGUUGCCCCCCUGGAGCUGGAUGGCAAACCCUGGGUACCUGACUGGGUGGACGUGAUUCCAGCCAUGACUAGAGAAGCUCAGGGUGGGUGUGUCCCUGGUGAGUGGGAGCCAGGGAAAGGUGUCAUGUCGGGGUUGAGUCCCAAUCAUUCUCUAACCUCUGUGCCCCAAGUUGUUUUAGUGCCAAGGCCACUGGCCACACUUCAUUUCUGUCUUUACUUUCCCAUUCACACACUUGUUUUUUAUGCUCUGAUCUUUGGCCUCUGGCUGUUCCCCACCUCUACCUCUACAUCUCACCUGUUCCUCUCCCCUGCUUCUGCAGUGUUCCACUGUUGGCAUAUACUUAAUGUGUCAAGAGAUGUGCAUGGACUCCAAAUAGCCCUUAAGUACCAGCGAUUCAGUUGUUCCUCUUCAGGGGACACACCCAUCUGCACAAUUGUCAGCAGCCAAGGCCUUGAUGAAAUUCAUUUGUGGUUUACUUCAUUAGAAACCCGGCUUUACUGGGCUGUACCCCACAUUUGUGUUCUCGCUCAGUCAAAGCCAUUCCCUUCUGUGACCUUUAGAUGCCACCUGCUGUAUAGCAGCCCUUUACUCAACUUGAGCUUGGGCCUCUUGUCUUGGCAACAUUCCUAUGAUCUUGCAUUUAGUUCUGUUAGACACACAUUUGCAAUGAGACUGCCAUCUCCCACCAAUGUCAAUUUGUGCUUCACUAGCAUUUGUCUGCUUUUAGGUUGCUGGCAUGGAAUGGAGAAUGAGGAGAUACCUUUUGAGCAGUGGGUUUCUAUAAAAGGAGUGUCACAGGUCAGGACUCCCAAGUCAGGCCCUUCUACCCAGAAAGCCCAUCUCUGUGAGACAUGUGGCUUGGUCUUAAAAGAUAUUUUGUACUUGGCUGAGCACCAAGAAACACACCCUGGGCAGAAACCAUACACAUGUGAGGGAUGUGGGAAACAGGUCUGGCUCAAUGCAAACCUUCACCACCAGAAGCAGCAUGAUGGAGAGAAACCCUUCACAGGGGACGAGGGCCAGGACUGUCUUGUGAACAGCUGCCCUGUCCAACCAUUGGAAAUGCCCAUUAGGACUGCGGAAGGUUGUAAGUACUUCCCAACUAGCACAAGCGUUUUCCAGCACCAGGCCCCUCACAGUAAGUGGAAGCCACACAGUGACACCAAGUGUGUGGAGGCUCUUCACAGUGGACAGAGGCAUUACAAGUGCAGUGAGUGUGGGAAGGCCUUCAACCGCAAAGACUCACUUAUCCAGCACCAGAGAGUGCACACAGGAGAGCGGCCGUAUGAGUGCAGCGAGUGUGGAAAAUCCUUCAGCCGCAAGCCCAUACUUGCUCAGCACCAGAGAAUCCACACUGGAGAAAUGCCCUAUGAGUGCAACAUAUGUGGGAAAGUUUUUAAUCACAGCUCCAACCUUAUAGUACACCAGAGAGUCCACACGGGAGCAAGGCCUUACAAAUGCAGUGAAUGUGGGAAAGCCUACAGCCACAAAUCCACACUUGUUCAGCAUGAGAGUAUUCACACCGGAGAGAGGCCUUUUGAGUGCAGCGAAUGUGGGAAAUACUUUGGUCACAAAUACAGACUCAUUAAACAUUGGAGCGUUCACACUGGGGCAAGGCCUUAUGAGUGCAUUGCAUGUGGGAAGUUCUUUAGCCAAAGCUCUGACCUUAUUGCACACCAGAGGGUUCACAAUGGUGAAAAGCCCUAUGUGUGCAGCGAGUGUGGGAAAGCCUUUAGCCACAAACAUGUGCUUGUCCAGCACCACAGAAUCCACACUGGAGAAAGGCCAUACAAAUGCAGCGAGUGUGGGAAGGCCUUCAGGCAGAGAGCUUCCCUUAUCCGACACUGGAAAGUUCACAUGAGAAAGGCCUUAGGAUAGUGGAGAAUAUGCCGUCUCCUUGUUCACCACAAUGAGUGAUGCCAGAGAGAAGCUUUGAGUCAGCUUCAAGAGUAACCAUCAGCCCGAAGUUGAACCUCAUCUAUUUGGACGCCCAACCACGGGAGAUUCUUCUGAGGGCCAGCUACAUGGGAAGCUUUCUGGAGCAGCGUUGUACUUUGUCACCUGCCCAGGACUUUUGCCAGAGUUCUGUCACUGCCAGUGUCUCUGAAGCCAUCCAUCUGUGUAAUGGCAGGAUCCCACAUUGUGCAUAAGUCACCCAACAUACUUUGACAAGAAGACCUCUGCUGUUUCUUCCUUCCCCAGAGGGAGUCCUCAGCAUUCUGAGCCCAUUGAAGAUCCUCACUCCUUCCUUCCCCACUUCCAGAUGGUUUAAGGGUACACAUGCCCCAGUUUGGACCAGAAGGAUGCAAGCUUUGUUUUGCUGGUCGCUUGUAAAGAAGGUUUCCAGUUUCCAUGGACUUUGUUGGUCUCACAUGGCACUUGUGAUGGAUUUGUCCAGCCUCCAAGUCACCUAACUUGGGAAUUGCCAGCCUUAACAUUCUGGUUUUGAAACAAAUACCUUAGUUUUUAAACUACCUUUAAUCUUGGGAGGUUCUGUUCAUUUUGUGAGUUGGGAUGAGAACAGAAAAGGGCUCUGCCAGCAUGAAGGGAUAGUUUUUCUGAGAGCUCCAGCUUAUUUCUCAGUCAUUUAAGCAGAACUGCAAACAAACUACCGUGUUUCCCCGAAAAUAAGACCUAGCCGGACCAUCAGUUCUAAUGCGUCUU